Raphanus sativus (radish) is the source of this 1417-nucleotide messenger RNA. Its product is annotated as pentatricopeptide repeat-containing protein At4g18520, chloroplastic. The record is from RefSeq and is a predicted model, not a curated record. NCBI's taxonomy places the organism in Eukaryota, Viridiplantae, Streptophyta, Magnoliopsida, Brassicales, Brassicaceae. Gene Ontology annotation, molecular function: protein binding.
UAUUACCAUGAUCAGAUUAAUUAAAAAAAACUUAAAUUUUUCUCUUUCAGAAUUUUUUUUAAAAUUGAAAAGAUUUUCUCUAUGAUUAUUUUCUCGUUAACGUCAAUUCGACCGCGUCUCCGUAUUUCAGAGAUUCCGGCGACCAAAGUCACCGACUUAAUCGCCAAUCACCAAAGCGAGAUGAACAGAGGAAGGGAAGAGUAUUCUGGGUUUCGACUCUUUUCCAGAAAAGAGAUCAUCUUUCGAUGUGGGUUUGCGCCGAUCUAGUGUUGAAUCAUUACGAUUUUUCGAGUUCGGCUUCUCUGCUCAUGGAGUGGCUAUGGCUACAGUCUUCAAACGGGAUGCGACUCAUUAAAAGGAUUCACGCGAUGUCGUUAAACGAUCAAGUUAAUCUAUUUGGGAUAAUUUUGAUAAGCUCGUGUGUGAGACUCGGUGAUUCGGUUGAUGCACGUAAAGUGUUCGACGGUAUGCCUGAGAGAAACACUAUUACUUGGACUGGGCGAUGAUUGAUUGAUGGGUACUUGAAAUACGGUUUUUGAAGAUGAGGGCUUUCUCGCUGUUGGAAAGACUACGUGAAGGAAGCACAUGGGAUCCGUUUCACGAAACGAGAGGAUGUUUGUUUGUUUAAUUCUUGUAGUAGGAGGAGAUCAGAGUUUGAGGAUGAUGAAAGCUGGAGUGAGGGAAAGGAGGAGAAAGAUGUGGUAUCUUGAGCAGCUGGUAUAUCUGCUUGUUCGAUAAAAGGGCAUGGGAUGAUGAAAGGUAUAAUUAUGUUUAUCGGAAUGUUGAAUCACGGGUUCUUCCUUAAUGACCAAUAGAAACACGCUCGUGAAGAGGUGCCAUUUGAUAGCUAACAGUCUGAGAGUAGUAAAGCAUCCUUAGAGCGUGUGGAUCUGUUUGGAGUUUUAUUUUUGGGCAAUGAACUUUAUUGUAAAAUGCGGAGAAUCUCGUGACGCUUUCAAUGUUCUUCAGAAUUUACCAUCUACAGAUGUUGUUUCAUAGACCGCUAUGGUCUCUGGAUGCUCGAGCUUAGGACGUUAAUCAGAAGCACUGGAUUUCCUGAAAGAGAUGAUUCAAGAUGGUGUAGAACCAAACCCGUUUACUUUGAAAGCUUGAUCUAGUCAGAAGCUCUUCUUAUUGAUAGAUCGAUCCAUUCCAUUGCAGAGAAGAAUGUCAAGUGCCUUUGUGGGAAGUGCUUUGAUUCAUCACUGAGACGAACUUGGUUUCAUGGGAAGGCCAGGAUAAUGGGUUACCCGAGGAAUGGAUUUUGCAGGGAAGCAUGGAUGCUAAUGUGUAGAAUGGAUUCUUUCUACUUGUACAGAUAUUGAGCUUGAUGAAGCUGAAUCUUCUGCGACACCUUGUUACUUGGAGACCUCUUGAUUUUUCUUCUCCAGAAGCAACUUUGCAAGUUUUUGUUGUA